UCGACAUCGUUCAGUACAGUUCCGUAUCCCGAGGUAUUACUGUAGUGAUUUACCAUCAGUUUACCACCUACAUACCUCCAUUGAACAAUAAACAUCGUUGAUCGUGUCUGUGUUGUAUAAUGAUUUAUUUUAAUCACAAUUGUUGUUGAAAGUGUAUAAAUCUUUUUAUUGUGGUUGUCUUUAUGUAUGCGAGAUCUCUGUGGUGUACAUUAAUUUAAAAUGGCUACGUCGAAAACUACAAACACGUACAACAGACAAAAUUGGGAAGAUGCAGAAUUUCCGAUAUUAUGUCAAACUUGCUUAGGCGACAAUCCAUAUAUUCGUAUGACGAAGGAAAGGUAUGGAAAAGAAUGCAAGAUAUGUAUGCGUCCGUUUACAGUAUUCAGAUGGUGUCCAGGAGCAAGAAUGCGUUUCAAGAAAACCGAAGUUUGUCAAACUUGUAGUCGUCUAAAAAAUGUAUGUCAAACGUGUUUACUUGACUUAGAAUAUGGUUUACCCAUUCAAGUGCGCGAUGCUGCGCUUAAAAUCAAAGAUGAUCUUCCUAGGUCGGAUGUAAACAAAGAAUAUUAUGUACAAAACAUAGAUAGUGAAAUUGGUAAAAUAGAUCCAACAACACCAGCUGGAGCUGUUGGUAAAUCAGCAGCUGCCAGUGAUUUGCUAAUGAAAUUAGCCAGAACAAGUCCAUAUUAUAAAAGGAAUAGACCACAUAUUUGCUCCUUCUGGGUCAAAGGAGAAUGUAAAAGAGGAGAAGAGUGCCCGUACCGUCAUGAAAAGCCUACAGACCCUGAUGAUCCACUGGCUGAUCAAAAUAUCAAGGAUCGUUACUAUGGUGUGAAUGAUCCUGUUGCUGAUAAAUUAAUGCGCAGAGCUGCUGCGAUGCCGAAAUUAGAUCCACCGGAGGACAAAUCCAUCACGACUCUAUACAUUGGCAAUUUGGGAGAUAUUUUAACGGAGAAGCAACUGCGAGAUCAUUUUUAUCAGUACGGAGAAAUACGUUCUGUAACAAUGGUUCCUCGUCAGCAGUGUGCCUUUAUACAAUACACGCAAAGGAGUGCUGCUGAAGCAGCGGCAGAAAGGACAUUCAACAAACUAAUAUUGGGAGGCAGGAGAUUAACUAUCAAAUGGGGACGUUCUCAAGGAAGGCAAACGGUAUCAGCAGCAGAAGCAACCAGAGAAAUUCUGGAACCUGUACCAGGUUUACCCGGUGCUUUACCACCACCUCCAGAAAGCAUGGGAAACAAUUUCUUCAACCUGCAAACUACCCCUGGGAUGAUACCACCAAUGAUGAUACCUCCACCACCAGUUGCUCCACAAUUCAUGUUCCCACCCCAGAUGACUGCUGCUGCCGCGACACCAAUUUUCCCUCCAGGCACAACUCCCAUCCAUUAUCCGAGUCAGGACCCAUCGAGAAUGGGUGCAUCUCAAGGCAUAGGAAAGCCUUGGCCAGAAGAAUAACAGUAACAGUAUCUAAUCUUUUAAUAAUUACGACUAUAUAAGAGAAAACCUGUAAAAAAUAAAUAUAUGUCAGACUUUCUUUAUGCUAUAUGCGCUGUGUUAUGAUCUUGUUCCAACUAUUUAAUGAUGUAUAGCAGCAAGUAACUGUACAAUUUAAGAAUAAAUUUUAGAUUUAUUAGAGAUAUUGUAUAAUUUGAAUAAAACACAAAUAUUAUACUAUA
Messenger RNA from Megalopta genalis, 1676 nucleotides. Its product is annotated as pre-mRNA-splicing factor RBM22. The record is from RefSeq and is a predicted model, not a curated record. Gene Ontology annotation, cellular component: U2-type catalytic step 1 spliceosome; U2-type catalytic step 2 spliceosome; Prp19 complex. Gene Ontology annotation, molecular function: pre-mRNA binding; metal ion binding; U6 snRNA binding. NCBI's taxonomy places the organism in Eukaryota, Metazoa, Arthropoda, Insecta, Hymenoptera, Halictidae.